Molecule: messenger RNA, 399 nt
Organism: Macrosiphum euphorbiae (potato aphid)
Lineage: Eukaryota; Metazoa; Arthropoda; Insecta; Hemiptera; Aphididae
Source: the annotation of a GenBank genome assembly
AUGGCCUCAACUGAUUGGAGUUGUACAUUUAAAGAUUUACAUAUUAAUGAAGCACUUGAUAUAUUCUACUCCAAAUUACACGAUAUAAUUAAUGUACAAUGUCAAAAAAAAACGUAUGUUCUCCACAAAGUAGCCUUUAUGGGUUUUCCCAAAACUCUAAAACAUUUAAUUUUCUCAAAAAAAAUUGCCCAAUUAAAAUAUAUAAAACAAUCUCCAACUAAUGUAAAUUAUAAUAUAUUCUCUAAUCUACGUGCUCAAUGUAAAGUUGUUAAUAAGACCGAUUAUGGAAAUUUUAUACAGAGAACUCAAAGUUCAAUAGCCUCUAAUCCUAAAAGGUUCUGGAAUUAUAUUAAUAGCAAACGAUCAAAUUCUAAUAUUCCAUCUGUUCAUCUCAUAUAA